AUUUACACACGGUAAGCUUGCUUAUUUCCAAAUAAAAUUCGAAAAGUCAAUAUGGACAAGAAAAUCGUUAUUAUCGGAGCCGGACCUUCAGGAGUGGCAGCUGCCACAAAACUUAUGUCGAAUGGCUUUAGCAACGUGACAAUUUUGGAAGCUGGAAAUCGCAUCGGCGGAAGAAUCAAUACCAUUUCAUUUGGUGCAAACGUUGUCGAUAUGGGGGCACAAUGGUGUCACGGUGAAAAAAAUAACGUCGUUUAUGAAUUGGCCAAGGGAAAAAAUGUAUUGGCGCACAGUACCAAAAUCCAAGAACUUAAACUUAUCCAAUCUGAUGGUACCGACGUUCCAAUCGAGAUUACAAAGAAAUUAUCUGAUUUGGCUUUCGAUUUAUACGAUGGUGACGACUACGAUGACGAAAGAUCACAAUUCAAUGGUUCAGUCGGCAACUUUUUUGCAAAAAAAUACAAUGAAGCAUUGAAAACUGAUGAAUUUAAAGACAUCAGCCCCGAAUUGGCUCAUCAAUUUUACGAUUUAUUCCAUGAAUUAGCGAAUUCACUUGAUGGCGCCAAUUCAUGGUAUGAAACAUCAUGCAAUUCACAUGAAUAUGAGGACUGUGAAGGUGAUCGAACGUUGAACUGGAAGGACAAAGGAUAUGUUACGGUUUUUGAUUUGUUACAGAAUAAAAUUCCUGGUGGUGACAAGUCUCAGCCUAUAAUCGAUGUUAUUCCGCUGAUCCAAUUCAACAAAGAAGUGAUGAAAAUCGCUUACAAUCAACCAGAUGGACUUGCAAAAAUCACAUGUAAAGACGGAAGUUCCUAUUCAGCCGAUCAUGUGAUUUGCACCGUUUCAUUGGGCGUUCUAAAAGAAAGAUGUUUGAGCAUGUUCGAACCGUUGCUACCUCGAUGGAAAUACAAUAGCAUCGACGGCAUGAUGAUUGGAACCGUUGACAAAAUCUACUUGGAAUUCGACAAACCAUUUUGGAGCGAAAAUUGGGAAGGAUUCUCUUGUUUGUGGAACUUGGAGCAGUUGAAAGAGGUACGAGAGGAUCCGGUGAAUGGGGACUGGCUCGAAGGGAUUAACGGUUUUUAUCCAGUCAAUCCACUGCAACCCAAUCUUAUUUGCGGAUGGGUCACUGGUGAUUUUGCACGCAAAAUGGAAGAAAAAAGCGAUGAAGAUGUUAAGACCGGCGCUGAAAAGAUUCUUCGACAAUUUUUGAAACAUUUAAACAUUCCGGAUGCCACGAAAAUGAUUCGCUCAACAUGGUAUUCAAAUCCACUUUUCCGCGGAUCUUACUCAUGCUAUACGUUGAAGGCCGAAGCAUUGGAGGGAAAUGUUCAAAAAUUAGCCGAACCGAUAAAUGAUUCGAAUGAAAAGCCAAUUGUUCAAUUUGCCGGAGAGGCAACGAGUACCAAACACUAUUCGUGCGUUCAUGGAGCAAUCGAAUCCGGGUGGCGUGAAGCUGAUCGUCUCAUCAAUUUUUACAAAUAAAUUUACAGGAAUAUUGUAAUUGAGUCUCAUUGAGAUUCAUUUGAAUGAAACUCGAUUAGAGAAAUUGAUUUGAACCUCGACUGAAUAAAAUGAAAUUUUUUUGUGUGAAAACAAAAGUUGCAGAGAA
This is a messenger RNA of Contarinia nasturtii (swede midge), 1609 nucleotides long. RefSeq names its product spermine oxidase-like. NCBI's taxonomy places the organism in Eukaryota, Metazoa, Arthropoda, Insecta, Diptera, Cecidomyiidae. Gene Ontology annotation, molecular function: polyamine oxidase activity. Bases 52 to 1482 code for a protein of 476 amino acids. The record is from RefSeq and is a predicted model, not a curated record. The transcript is spliced from 5 exons.